This is a messenger RNA of Xenopus tropicalis (tropical clawed frog), 3393 nucleotides long. RefSeq names its product ubiquitin protein ligase E3 component n-recognin 7 (gene ubr7). The record is from RefSeq and is a predicted model, not a curated record. Gene Ontology annotation, molecular function: ubiquitin protein ligase activity; zinc ion binding. The transcript is spliced from 11 exons. Bases 54 to 1352 code for a protein of 432 amino acids. NCBI's taxonomy places the organism in Eukaryota, Metazoa, Chordata, Amphibia, Anura, Pipidae.
CCACCUACUUCCGCCAUCCAGGCUCAGAACUGUGUUUACUCCUCCUUAUACAGAUGGCGGCAAACGGACAACCAGAGAAGCAGGAUGCAGGCGAAGGAGAGGAACCGGUGCUGUCUUUGUUGGAUGUGUUGGAAGAGGACGAUGCGCUGGAAGACGAGGCAUGCGCGGUGCUGGGCGCCUGCGAUGCAGAAAAAUGCUCCUACCCUGAGGGCUAUGUAAGGCGGCAAGCUUUGUAUGCAUGUAAUACCUGCACUCCCAAUAAAGAAGACCCUGCUGGAAUCUGCCUGGCGUGUUCAUACAAAUGUCACGAGGGACACGACUUGUUUGAGCUCUAUACAAAGAGGAAUUUUCGGUGUGACUGUGGGAAUGCAAAAUUUAAACAGCUGGAGUGCAAGUUGUUCUCUGAAAAAGAGAAUAGUAAUUCACUUAAUAAAUACAACCAGAACUUCUUUGGUGUAUACUGCACGUGCAAGAGGCCUUAUCCUGAUCCAGAGGAUGAGGUCCCAGAUGAAAUGAUCCAGUGUAUAGUCUGUGAGGACUGGUUCCAUGGAAGGCACCUUGGUGCAGUUCCACCUGAGCAUAUGGAUUUUGAAGAGAUGGUAUGCCAGACCUGCAUGGACCGUUGUUCGUUUCUUUGGACCUAUGCUGCACAUAUAGCAAUUCCUCCUGUUACAAAAAUAACAUCUGCUGAGAUGGAUCCUGAAAGCAAGGAUAUCAAGGUUGAUGAUAGUCUGGCUGAAGGUAUCUUAGACGGGGAUGGGUCAAACAUUAAAACUGAGAAACUGAAAGAAGAGAUCACUGCCUGUGUAAUAAAAGAAGAGGAAAUAAACAAGACAAAUGGAGCAUCCACUAGUACAGAGACAGAACAGAAAUGUGCAGAUGGAAAGGAUUCUCACCUGCUGAAAACAGAAGCCAAUGCUCAGAGUGUGUGCAAACUACAAGAAAUGAAAAUGCAUCCAGUAUCUAAAGCUAACACAGCAACAUACUGGCCGAGCAACUGGCGCAGCAAAUUGUGCACAUGUGAUGACUGCAAGAACAUGUACACAAAGUUUGAGGUUCUGUUCCUGUUAGAUGAAAAUGACACAGUUCAAGCAUAUGAAAAUAAAGGCAAAACGCAACAGGCAACAGAGAGGAGAGACCCGUUAAUGACCGCUCUCAGCAGCAUGAAUCGGGUGCAGCAGGUGGAGUUAAUAUGUGAAUACAAUGAUUUAAAGACUGAGCUGACUGAUUACCUAAAAAGAUUCGCAGAAGAAGGGAAGGUUGUGAAAACAGAGGAUAUUCAGCAAUUUUUUGAAGAACUGCGCUCUAGAAAAAGGAGGCGCCUGGAUGGAAUGCAGUACUAUUGCAGCUAAACAUACAGCUACUGUUCAGAAAUUGGGAAUUUAAAUGCUGUUUCAUAUCAAUAUGCACGAGUCCAAACUUCUCUUCCGUGUUGUGUGUUUUACGAUCAUUCAGCUAAGCUGGUUUGGUUAGUGAGUGUGUAUUGUACACCUCCAUGUUUGUGUUGCUUCAUUACACCAGGGCCUUUCAAGUCAUAGAUAAAAUGAUAAUCCUUCUGUUUUUCAAUAUACAAGCCUGAUUUUUAGAAAAGCCAUUUGAAAGUUUACAGAUACGAGUGAAAAUUAGACCAGUUUUGUCUUGUCAUAUGGUUACCAUAGUGCUUCUGAAUUUUCCCUAGAGGAAAUUGUUUUUCCUAAAGGAAUUAUUGCAGCUUGGAACAGGCCUGGCUGUAUCUUCUUGCCCAAAUGCUGCUUAAGCUAUUUUUAAACUGAUCUGGACCACAUCAUUCGAAACUCUAAAACAAACAUGAAGACAUGGGGGAGUUGGCCCAGUCAUCGCUGUAGGAAGUCAAAUGCAAUCUUUGUGUAAUUCACAUCAAUAACAACUAUUACUUAAACUUCUAAAUUACAUACAGGUAACUAUUACAUUUUAAAGGGGAUGUACACCCCCUGUUUAGUCUAGGUUUGACAGAAUUUUAGAGGCUAAAAUUUGAGAGUAUAUGUCCCUUUUAAGGUGGUUUAAAUGAAGUUAAAUGUACUCUAUUUACAAGUUUUAAUCCACAUUUCAUUUAAUUAUCCAUUGAAUAUAGUUUUGGGGGUUGCAAAGCCUAUUGGUGAAACAUAAUGUUCAUAUAUAUGCUGAUGGGUAUGAAUAAGUUGUGGGUAACAUAGUGAUGAACUCUUAACAACAAAGGCACUGUUCUCUUAAUGUACUCUUGUGUGCAAAUGCGUUGUUUAGGUGCCUGUGGGAAAUAUUCUAUGCCAAACUGAUGAACAUGGUUGCUCCCACUGCCAUGUCUGAAUAUAAGUAUGCAGAGAAGGGGAUGUUCUAAAUGCACAAACUAUCAUUCUUCACCCAUUGUUUGUUUUUAUUGCAGUUACAAACUAGCUGCAUUUUAACAUAGUGGCACAGAUUUAAUUUAUAAUGCCAGAAUUAACAAUCCCAAAAUGACAUGGCAAAAUAUAGGUGUUAUCACUUUGUGUAAUUUAUAAAUCUGUGUCUAAUCCUUUUAUAUAAUAAUUGGCUUGUUUUCUUCUUAUGGAAUAUUACUAUGCACUGGAGAAUGUUUUUCUAAGAUGGUCUUCCAAGUUUUUUUUUUUUUUUUUUUUUUACAGCCCCAGUAAUCCCGAGAUCUCCAUAGAUCUUGCUGUAUGACAUCACUGUUUUUAUAAUAAUACAGCCCCCAACUAUGUGAAGUAGUGGAUGAUUGGCCUGUAGCAUAGAAAAACUUUGACAGUAAAUCACUUUUUGCAGCCCUACUUACUUGCCUUGUUCCUUCUAUUAUUGGUUUAAGUGUUUUGUUAAUCUAAAUUAUGCGCAAAGUGGGACGUAUAGCACCUUUGUAAUAAUUUCAUUGCACAGCAAAGCUUCCAUAGCUUUCCACCUCUGAGCUAAUUUGAUACUUUGUGUGUUACUAUAAAGUACAUCAGGGGUAUGUUGGCUGACACUAGAAACCUUUACCAGUUGAGCUGUAAUGGGGCCACAACAUUUGAAACACCAGUGGUUCUUUGGCCCCUUUGUAUGCAUUUUUUGCCCCCUAGCUCAGGCAUAUUGACUCAGACAGCAGUGCCUUUGUGUUAUGAAGGAGUUAUGCAUUUUAUACUGAGGAUUGCACUAUUUCUUCCUGUUGACCAUUGUUCUUUAUACAUAUCCCUUAGUUUAAUUAAAAUUAGCUUUUUUUUUUAAUGUACAAAUUUAAUAUUUACUUUUGAGAUCUAUUUCUUCAUUGUGACCUUAUUAACAUUUGUUGAAUAAUGAGAACAUAAAUAGGAACUUCAUUUAUUAAACGUUGCAUGCAGGUUAAUCUCCACAACUAAUUCAGGAUUAAUAACAGAUCUGAAACCCUGUAUUGCUAGCAAUGUCUUAUCUCAAGGAUUAAAGUGAUUUCUGGUU